This is a messenger RNA of Plasmodium cynomolgi strain B, 235 nucleotides long. Its product is annotated as cyclophilin. The record is from RefSeq and is a predicted model, not a curated record. The annotation marks the transcript as partial. NCBI's taxonomy places the organism in Eukaryota, Apicomplexa, Aconoidasida, Haemosporida, Plasmodiidae. The transcript is spliced from 2 exons.
GAACAUCAAAGGAUUCGCCAUCCAGGGUGGGGACCCAACGAACACAGGAAAAGGCGGCGAAAGCAUCUUUGGGAAAUACUUCGAAGACGAAUUUCAAUCGACGUUGAAGCACGACAAACGUGGAAUUGUCUCCAUGGCCAACAAAGGCAAACCCAACACGAACGGGUCGCAGUUCUUCAUAACCUACUCCAGGCAGCCGCACCUAAAUGGAGUUUACCCGGUCUUUGGAAAGUAA